Molecule: messenger RNA, 1150 nt
Organism: Polyodon spathula (Mississippi paddlefish)
Lineage: Eukaryota; Metazoa; Chordata; Actinopteri; Acipenseriformes; Polyodontidae
Gene: pla2g12a
Product: phospholipase A2, group XIIA
Exons: 4
Coding region: 285-869 (194 amino acids)
Biological process (GO): phospholipid metabolic process; lipid catabolic process; arachidonate secretion
Cellular component (GO): extracellular region
Molecular function (GO): calcium ion binding; A2-type glycerophospholipase activity
Source: RefSeq, a predicted model, not a curated record
GACCCGGAACCAGAAAGGGAGACUGUAGUAAAUAUUGAAAUAACUGUGUGACUUUACUUGCGACAUCCUUUACCUUACGUAUACUAAACAAGUUUAUUUGCAUAGCGAUGAAUUGAAUUACCGGCACACAAAAAAAGAAAAAAAAAAACUAUUUUCUAUUUUUCUUUUGUUGUUGUUGUUUGUUUGUUUGUUUAUAAAUUCGUAGUUCUAGAUCUUGAAAAAAAAAAGUCAUAUACCUUGCUUUGGUACUGUAGAGCAAAAAAAGAAGCAGCAACGGGUGAACUAUGCACUACUUCUUCGUGUCUGUUUUUGUCGUGCUCGCAUCCAAUGGUCUUUUGAGCUGUUUGUGCGCCGGCGAGCAAGAUCGCCCUGCUCCUGAGACCCCAGACUGGAGAAUGACGUUGAAAACCAUCAGGAACGGUAUCCACAGGAUAGACACCUAUUUGAACGCUGCGUUAGAUUUAUUCGGAGGAGAAGAUGGGCUGUGUCACUAUAAAUGCAGCGACGGGUUCAAGCCUGGACCUCGGUAUAACUUCAAACCACCCCCACCUAAUGGAUGCGGAUCGCCUCUGUUUGGAGUUCAAUUUGACAUAGGCAUCCCCUCCAUGACCAAGUGUUGCAAUCAGCAUGACCGUUGUUAUGACACUUGUGGGAGUAAAAAGCAGGACUGUGAUGAGGAGUUUCAGUUCUGCCUUUCAAAGAUCUGCAGAGGUGUGCAGAAAACAUUAGGGUUAUCCCAAAGCGUACAAGCAUGCGAGUCAGCUGUGGGGCUGCUUUUUGAUGCUGUCAUGCACUUAGGAUGUAAACCAUACCUUGACAGUCAGCGAUCCUCCUGCAUGUGUCGGUAUGAAGAGAAGGUUGACCUUUGAGAUGAAGCAAAACAGCAUCAGCCAAGCUAUGCGAACUGCUGACAUUGUGCAGGAACUUGUCUUUUGAAGGAAUUUGAAUGUAUGUUUGAAUGCUGCUACUGCCAACUCAAGUACUUAAUUCAGGAGUACUUUCUGCAAAGAAUCACAUUUGUUUUAAUUAGUAAUUCAUUAAAUACAUGUAUGAUGUUCUGAUCUAUUGUACAUUUUAGCUUAAUCAUACAGAUUUUGGUUUUAUUCUUUUGUUUUGUGUGUUUGUUUUAAGAAUAAAAUAUUUUCGUUUA